This is a messenger RNA of Alternaria atra, 921 nucleotides long. RefSeq lists its product as uncharacterized. The record is from RefSeq and is a predicted model, not a curated record. The transcript is spliced from 2 exons. The coding region runs from base 1 to 921 and encodes 306 amino acids. NCBI's taxonomy places the organism in Eukaryota, Fungi, Ascomycota, Dothideomycetes, Pleosporales, Pleosporaceae.
AUGGGCUCCCAAUUCAGCCAAAUAUUCCCACCAGCUCCCAAAUUCACCGAGCCAUCCCUACCCGACCUCCACGGAAAAGUCUACGUUGUAACAGGCGCCUCAGCCGGCAUAGGCAAAGAACUCGCCCGCCUCCUCUACUCGCACAACGGCAGAGUCUAUAUCGCAGCCCGUUCCUCCGAAAAAGCCUCUGCAGCAAUAUCAUGGAUCAAAGAAGCCCAUCCUGAAUCCAAGGGCACGUUGCAAUACCUUCAUCUCGACCUUGACGACCUACACGGCAUCAAAGCAUCCGCAGAGAGUUUCCUCGCUCGAGAAACUCGUCUAGAUAUCCUCUUCAACAACGCAGGUGUCAUGACGCCACCAAAGGGCACAACAACGAAACAAGGAUACGAACUGCAACUCGGAACGAACUGUGUCGCGCCGUUUCUCUUCACUAAGCUAUUGACCCCCAUAAUGCUCGAGACAGCGAAGAAGGAGCCCAAGGGCAGUGUGAGAGUAGUUUGGGUGAGUUCCUUAGCUGCACAGCUCAACGCGCCGGCGGGAGGUGUCGACAUGAACAACUUGGAUUAUAAGAAAAAGGAUGUCAAUCAGAUGGCCAAGUAUGGGAUUAGUAAAGCGGGGAAUGUGUUUCACGCAAUGGAGUUCCAGAGACGGUACACGGAGCAUGGGAUUGUUAGUGUGACGCUUAAUCCGGGUAACCUCAAGUCUGAUCUAAAACGCCAUAUGCCUGCAUUCGGAUUUCUCAUCAUGAAAAUUAUCUUGCAUCGGCCUGUCAAUGGCGCAUACACGGAGUUAUUCGCUAGUCUCGCGCCCGGUGUUGCAGGUCUUAACACGGGCGAGUGGGCUGUACCUCUUGGGAGGGUAAUGCAAUUGAGGAAGGACUAUUAUUUCGAGGCUAGUAAGAAGACUGCGAGUGUAUUUUGA